AUGGCCAGUGAUAAAGAAAAGUCGACCGGAGCCGGUGAAGCCAUAGAUACAAACUCGCCUUACUACCUUCAUCCCUCAGACUAUCCUAAACAACUACAGGUCAAUGAGAAUCUGACCGAUUCCAACUACAAAGACUGGAUUCAAGAAAUGACUAAUUUCUUGUUUGCCAAGAACAAAAUAGAGUUCGUUGAUGGAACCCUACCCAAACCCGACAAAACUGACGACAAGUAUAUGCCAUGGAUGUGCUGCGAUGCGAUGAUAAAGGGGCGGCUCACCACUGCGAUGGAGAAAGAAAUACGGCAGAGGUUCGGAAAGGAAAGCGCUCCAAGGACGUAUGAGCUGAAGCAGUCGAUCUCCGCUACUCGACAAGAAGGUGCGUCGGUUUCAUCCUAUUACACCAAGUUACGGGGCUUAUGGGAUGAGAUUGAUUCUUUGUUUCCAAGCCCAAGAUGCGACUGUGGGAAUUGUACGUGCGGGAUCGGAAAGAAGAUCACGGAAUUAAAGGAAAAAGAAAGAACGUAUGAGUUCCUAAUGGGUCUCAACGCGGAUUUUUCGGUUAUGCGAACCCAGAUACUAGCAACCAAGCCCUUACCGGGUCUCGGUGAAACGUAUCACCUCGUAGUCGAGGAUGAACAGCAGAGGAUCAUAGCCGCCGGGAACAAACCGCUACCUGUACCAGAUGCUGCUGCGUUUGGAGCCUCAUAA
Helianthus annuus (common sunflower) is the source of this 705-nucleotide messenger RNA. RefSeq lists its product as uncharacterized. Bases 1 to 705 code for a protein of 234 amino acids. The transcript has 2 exons. The record is from RefSeq and is a predicted model, not a curated record. NCBI's taxonomy places the organism in Eukaryota, Viridiplantae, Streptophyta, Magnoliopsida, Asterales, Asteraceae.